ACGUCGGAAUCUUAUAAGAGCAGCGGAUAGGGAUAACCACAGGGCCGGCCCUGCCGCGGGUGAACACGACCUGGCCUGGUUUCCUUGCCUCCUUGGCUUCUCUUUUCUGUUCCGCGCAGCGACACGGCCGCUUCUCCCCGCGGCGGCAUCUCUCUCAGGCACGGCGGCAUCGGUCUCUCAGGAGUCCCGACGGCGCGCUAAGCGACUAACCGGACGCGAGGGCAAUGGGGGACGGCGCCAGCGGCGGCGGGCGGCGGGUAGGGGAGUAUGAGCUGUUGCGGCCGAUCGGGUCAGGGGCGUACUCGCAGGUGUGGCUGGGGCGGCACCUGGCGCGGGGCACGGAGGUAGCCGUGAAGGAGAUCGCCAUGGAGCGGCUCAGCAGAAAGCUCCGCGAGAGCCUCCUCUCCGAGGUCGACAUCCUCCGCCGCAUCUGCCACCCGAACAUCAUCGCGCUCCACGACUCCAUUAAGGAUCAUGGGAAGAUAUAUUUCAUAUUGGAGUAUUGUCGAGGUGGUGACUUGCACGCGUACCUUCAACGCCAUAAAAGAGUUUCUGAAACAGUUGCUAAGCAUUUCAUCCGGCAGCUAGCAUCUGGUCUGCAGAUGCUUCGUGACAAUAACGUGGUUCAUCGAGACCUAAAGCCACAGAACAUUCUUCUUGUUGAAAAUAAUGAAAAUUCUCUGUUGAAGAUUGCCGACUUUGGAUUUGCAAAGUUUUUGCAACCUUUUGCCCUAGCUGAGACACUUUGUGGUUCACCACUUUACAUGGCUCCAGAGGUCAUGCAAGCUCAGAAGUAUGAUGCAAAGGCAGAUCUCUGGAGUGUUGGUGUCAUUCUAUAUCAACUUGUUACUGGAUUCCCACCUUUUAAUGGGGAUAAUCAGAUCCAGUUGCUUAAAAAUAUACUCAGGUCACAUGAAAUACGAUUCCCACCUGAUUGUGAGUUGAGCCAUGGCUGCAUUGACUUGUGCAGAAAGUUGCUGCGGCUCAAUUCAGUGGAGCGGCUUACAGUUGAGGAGUUCGUGAACCACCCAUUUCUUUCUGAACAUGCUCCAGAGAGGACCUUGUGCUGGACACCAUCUGACAUAAGAGAUGGCUUUCCAUUCAAUAAUAGCAGUCCAACGAGGCCUUCAAGCCAAAAUUCUCAAGAAGACUGUAUGCCUUUCCCUUUAGAUGAUGAGUCAAGUGGACAGGAUGAGAGCCCUGUUCCUGAAAGUAAGAGUGCGAUGAAAUUGUAUGGGUUUGCCAUGGGUAAAAGGUUGGAUAAAACUUCAGGCCAGAGUCCAUCGAAACAUGUUGGUCUAUUCUCCAGAUAUAUUAUGGGUAAUAAUUAUGCACCUAGUAGUCAAUGCCCUGACCAUCCUGGUAAAAAGGCCAAGGAAAGCAAGAUUGAUGAAAUACAGAGUCGUAAAGGUGGUUAUCCAAAAGAUUCCCCUAUCAUUGAUUCAUUAGAGUUUGUAGAUCAGGAAUAUGUCUUUGUGUCUGGACCGCACCCAGAUGGAUCAUCUUCUUCAACGAAUGCCUCUCGACAACGCAACUUGCCAUCAAAAGACAAUUCCUCUGUUUCACCACCGAAGUUAACUUUACUGAGUGCACCGAUGCCAAUAAAUGGUUUGGCAAUAAAUAGACAACGAUCUGCUGGGACUGGUAGCUUGGACAGCCACUGCUCUCCAUUAUCUGGCACUUCACAGGGAUCUGCAGAUAUGAGUGAUGCCAUGGAUCAGCCACCGUCUGAUUAUCUGACGAGGAUUAGAUUGUUAGAGCAGUACGCAUCAGCCAUAGCAGGGUUGGUCAAAGAAGAGAUCAAAGUUGGCGGACACUUGGAGGCGUUCUCAAUUCAGCUAAUUGUUCUUGCAACCUGGAAGCAAGCAAUUUGUAUAUGCAAUUCCUAUGUAGCUUCAUCAAGAGAAAGUCCUUCCCAGGAUAUCCCUAUGAAGGGGCUCAGUGCAGAUGCACCCCAUUUGCUUGCAAACUCUCAACUGGCUGAUGAUGCCUGCAUGCAAAUAGAGAGACAGUUUCUCAUUGAAGUUGAAUAUGCUGAAGAACUUGCCGGCACUGUAGGACAGAUAGCUGAUGCUACAGAGAUGCCAGAUGCGAUUGAAAUAAUAUUUCAGUCUGCCCUACAAUUAGGAAGGCGUGGUGGUGUUGAUGAGAUGAUGGGGAAAGCAGAAGUUGCCAUGACGUGGUAUAUGAAGGCGGUAUCCAUGCUGCGCUUUCUCCUGAUCGAGGCACCGUCACUUGCCCUCAAUCCUCCUUUGACUCUGACAAGAUAUGACCGACAUCGAUUGCGCACAUACAUCGAAGCUCUCAACACCAGGCUCGGCCAACUGCAGUGCCAGAGGCACUGACUGCUGCCAGUGCCCUCUCAGUAUCUAUUCAGGUCGAGGGGCGGUGGACUUGUACAAUAUUCUUUCAUUUGUAAAUAUAUUUGUUGGCCCGAACUAGGGCAUGUAAAAUGCCAGGAAAUGUGCAGUUAGGCAGAGCAGCGAAAUUCCAGUGUAACUCGCCCAGACGACUCUUGUAAUGUGAGCGCUGUGCUGUGCCUAUACGUGGUAGGUCCAUUCUGUGCCAAUUCAGGCUGAAGCUUAAGACCAAUCGUGGUCGUUUGUGCAAAUGUAAACAGGCUCAGACUGCUACGUUGGUAGUUUCUUUGGUAUUUAUCGGGAUUUUACACGUCACUAAA
This is a messenger RNA of Phragmites australis (common reed), 2680 nucleotides long. RefSeq names its product serine/threonine-protein kinase ATG1c-like. Lineage: Eukaryota; Viridiplantae; Streptophyta; Magnoliopsida; Poales; Poaceae. The transcript is spliced from 13 exons. Gene Ontology annotation, cellular component: cytoplasm. Gene Ontology annotation, biological process: peptidyl-serine phosphorylation; autophagy. Gene Ontology annotation, molecular function: protein serine/threonine kinase activity; ATP binding. The coding region runs from base 225 to 2345 and encodes 706 amino acids. The record is from RefSeq and is a predicted model, not a curated record.